AUGGUUGUUGUUGGAGAGCCAGGAGCAUUGAAGACCCGCCUCUGCUAUGCCAUGGCGGAAAACAAAGUUCGCGACAAGGCUAGCUACAUACCCACAGUGUUUCCUCCCUGCGACAUCUCGUUCGAGACGGACAAAAAGCAGUACAUGGCGACACUGCUUGACACGGCGGGUCAAGAAGAUUACGACCGACUACGGCCAUUGAGCUAUCCGCAAACAGAUGUUUUCAUCAUGUGCUUCCCUCUCUCUACACACCCGAGAAAUGACAUGAUCAUCGACAAUCUACGCACCAAAUGGGUGCCCGAGAUCCGCCAUUUCUGUCCGCACGCCCCUUUCCUCCUGGUUGGAGUCUUGGACACUGACGACGAAUUGUGGGAGAGCUAUCGCGUCGCAUUGGGCACGAAACUAGGAGAGGGCGAAAAACUGGCCAAGGAACUGGGCGCCUUGGAGUACCUGGAAUGCGAUCCCAUAGUGACCAUGGCUGGCGUCCAAGAGGUGUUUAAGACGGUGAGAUUCUUGUCAUAUCACAUCGUCUUUCUUUCCGAGGACGUUGUGGGGGUUAGAUUGCUAUUGCUAACGAGCUGUGGGUCAGGCGAUUGCUUCUGCCUUUAA
This is a messenger RNA of Capronia epimyces CBS 606.96, 609 nucleotides long. RefSeq lists its product as uncharacterized. Gene Ontology annotation, molecular function: GTPase activity; GTP binding. Bases 1 to 609 code for a protein of 202 amino acids. Lineage: Eukaryota; Fungi; Ascomycota; Eurotiomycetes; Chaetothyriales; Herpotrichiellaceae. The transcript has 2 exons. Gene Ontology annotation, biological process: small GTPase-mediated signal transduction. The record is from RefSeq and is a predicted model, not a curated record.